AUGUCAAAUAUUGAUUUAUGGAAUGUAUUCGACUUUGACAGUCGAACAAAUAAUGUUUGUGAAGGUGAUGGUUUUCGUUUAAUUAAAUUGAAUUCUCGUAUUUGUUGUAAUCAUCCAAACGUGUGGACCUUGAUCAACUGUAUGAAAGCUGAAGAAAAUCGUGCACAAAGUAUUAAACUUCAAUGGUCUUCUGGCGCAUCAAAGCCGAAAAACAAACGAACAACUGCAUUACAAAGUCCAAUAAACACGUUAUAUGAUAGACAUAAUAAUUAUUUGAUUACGCCAUCCGACCUUCUCAACAGUUUAUCUUUAAUUGUAGCAAAAAAGAAGAUAAAAUUUCUAUUACGCUCUUCCUCGUCUUUCUCGUUUCUAAUUCAUGAUAAAUCAACCUUUAAAAGUGGUGAAGUUAGUCAUGAAUGCUGUUUUUUUCAAAAAGGUCAUGCUCGUCAAUAUAUGAUUUCUGACUUUCUUGUUCAAUGUCCAAGUGGACCACUUUCCGAACUUAGUGAAAAUCAAUGGAAACAAGUCGUUAGGAAAUAUCAGUCAUUAAGUGUACAUGGUGAUGUUAAUUAUCUUGAUCGAACAGCAAUGGCUAGUAUUAAUAUUCGUACAGGCGCAUAUUUCGAUAAUGGCAUGAUGCUGGGACAGUUUGAAAGGUCCUUCUAA
Messenger RNA from Rotaria sp. Silwood2, 666 nucleotides. The record is from the annotation of a GenBank genome assembly. NCBI's taxonomy places the organism in Eukaryota, Metazoa, Rotifera, Eurotatoria, Philodinida, Philodinidae.